GCUUCAAAGAUGUCAACAACGCUGAACAUAAUUGGUGGUAAUACAGGAAAGUGGUUUUCACUUACUGGCAAGAACAAUGGUGCCAGUCUGCAGAGGAUAUGGGUAUGGGUGGGGCCAUGGCAGGUGAAGGCUGUCAGGGUCUGGCUUUCAGAUGGGCGAAAUGAAACCUUUGGAUCACCAGAGGGACAGCACACGGAGUACAUCUUCCAGCCUGGCGAGAGAAUCACCUCACUGUCCCUGUGGGGCAACGGUAACGGGACACGCCUCGGAGGCAUCAAAUUCAAGACCGACAAACAUAAAGAAUUGUUUGUGAAAAUGACAAGCUGGGGUUUAAAAACCGAAUACCCUAUCAAUGUCGGCUCUGGGUUUUGUUUGGGCGUUAGAGGAAGAUCCGAAUUGGAUAUUCACUGCAUUGGUUUUGUGUUUCUAAAUAACAUUCAGUCCGUAGUUCUUACCGAUGUCAGCUAUCCCACUAUUAAGCAAGAGAUUCCACAGGUGGCAUUGGAAGAAAUCAAAUCCGUCACGUACAGAAAUAGGAGCUCUGUCAGACAACAGCAAACAGUUGAAACUUUAAAGAAAAUCAUCAAUAGAACCUCGUGGUCUGUGAGCGACAACAUUUCAGCAACAUUCAGUGUGGAAGUGAAGGCUGGGAUUCCAGGGAUUGGAGAAGCUUCCGCAGGAUUAAGUACCACCGUCGGAGAGGAAAACACUUACAGUCAAGAGCACAACAAUGAAAACACUGAAACUCUUGUCACCAAUGUAGAAGUUCCACCAAGGAAGAAGGUGGAUGUAAACAUCACCGUUGGACGAUGCUCUUUCGAUCUGCCUUACACUGGCACAGUGAGGAUGUCCUGCGAAAACGGCAGUGUGUUUUCUUUUCAAACCAAGGGUCAAUACAAAGGUGUCACUUACACUGAUAUUAAUAUAGAUACGAAAGAAUUAGAUCUUUGA
This is a messenger RNA of Rhinichthys klamathensis goyatoka, 951 nucleotides long. RefSeq names its product aerolysin-like protein. NCBI's taxonomy places the organism in Eukaryota, Metazoa, Chordata, Actinopteri, Cypriniformes, Leuciscidae. The record is from RefSeq and is a predicted model, not a curated record. Gene Ontology annotation, cellular component: extracellular region. The transcript has a single exon. The coding region runs from base 10 to 951 and encodes 313 amino acids.